AUGGUCAAGGAGGAAAUAUUAUUAGAAAGUUUACCUGUUGAUAACAAUCAUAAAAAGGACGAUAGUACCGAUGAAACGGUUCAAGAGACACUAAAUAAAUUAGAAGAAAAGAAACAAAAUUACUUAAAAAUAGCACCAGAGAAGGAUAGCGAUGUAAUAAGAAUACUGGAAUUGAUAGAGGAACCUAUUAUUUUACGUGGAGAGACUGUAGAGGAUAGAAGGAAGCGCUUAGCCACUAUAUUAUUUGUUAAUAAAGAUAGCCUGAAGAAGUAUUAUAACUCUGAACUAUAUUCAAAAUAUACAUCUGGUAAUUCAGCUACAAAUGAGUCAGAUAUUUUAUUGGAUGAGGGUGGGGAAGACGAGAGUGGUGAUGACGAGAGUGAUGAGGGUGAGUUUUACACACCUGCGAGUAAUCAAUUACGUGCAGUGAGGAGAUUUCUAGUUAAGGAUUCCAUUGCAAGAGCCCGCAAAAGAAUUAAGCAUGAAAGAAGAACUGUUUCUCUAGCAUUACAAUCAAAUAUAAUUAAAAAUCGAAGAGAAAGAGCCGAGGUUAUUCAGAAGUACGAAUUAGAGGGUUCUCAAGUAAUCUCAAAAAGACCAAUUUCUCGAGUUUCAAUUUCACCGGAGUCCAUGUAUUUUGCUGCAGGAAGUUGGGGUGGUGAUAUAUCCAUUCAUCAUGUGAGUGCAUUAGAAAAGGUAGUAAAUAUCGAGGAAGAUUCUAGGGGUAAAAUUGGAGGAUUGGAUUGGAAUAGCAAGGGGAAUUUAUUGGUUAGCGGGUCAGAAGACUCGGUUAUUAAAUUACAUGAUUUCGAUCAAUCUAAUGGUGACCUUAAUGAAGUCGCAACAUUGAAGGGACAUGAAGGGAGAGUAUCUCAUGUUAAAUUUCAUCCAACUGAUAAUUAUGUUGCUAGUGCAUCAUUUGAUAACACAUGGAGAUUAUGGGAUGUUCAAACUGGAACAGAAUUGUUAUUACAGGAAGGCCACAAUAAAGAGGUGUACAGUAUAGAUAUUCAAAGUGAUGGAUCGCUGUUAUGCUCAGGUGGGUUGGAUAAUAUUGGGCUUGUGUGGGAUAUAAGAGCUGGGAAAUCAAUUAUGGAACUAAAGGGACACACAAAACCUGUUUAUGCUGUUAAAUGGUGUCCUAAUGCCUACCAAGUGGCCACCGGUGGUGGUGAUGGUUUAAUCAACAUAUGGGAUAUCAGAAAAACAAAUAAAGCUAGUGAAAUAUUAUCUCAUAAGAAUAUUGUUACAGAUAUAAGCGUUUCGUAUGGUGAUGUUCCUAUCUUAAUAUCCAGUGGCUAUGAUAAAGCUAUCAAUAUUUAUUCUGUCGAUAACUGGGUGAAAAUUAAAACAUUGGUGGGACACGCUGAUAAAGUUCUAACUGCAAAUAUCUCGAGGGAUGGAGAUUGUAUAAUAAGUGGUGGUUGGGACCGUUCGGUUAAGUUAUGGGAAAAUCAUGCAUAG
Maudiozyma saulgeensis is the source of this 1464-nucleotide messenger RNA. The record is from the annotation of a GenBank genome assembly. Lineage: Eukaryota; Fungi; Ascomycota; Saccharomycetes; Saccharomycetales; Saccharomycetaceae.